Molecule: messenger RNA, 2851 nt
Organism: Cadophora gregata
Lineage: Eukaryota; Fungi; Ascomycota; Leotiomycetes; Helotiales; Ploettnerulaceae
Exons: 3
Coding region: 1046-2509 (487 amino acids)
Biological process (GO): positive regulation of transcription by RNA polymerase II
Cellular component (GO): nucleus
Molecular function (GO): sequence-specific DNA binding
Source: RefSeq, a predicted model, not a curated record
GGCCAAGAGACGGGAGUCAGGUCGUCUCAAGUGAAGCCGAGUCACGAGACUCUAACGAGGCACGCCGCUGCUUACGUCAUCCUACAUUACCGCUGCACCAGCUGCAUCAAAGCGUCCUUCCCCUCCAUCGCAAAUAUCCCGAUAACAACACCACGAUUUUCCCGACUUCUUGCCGACGUCCAAUACCUCUUCGAUCGCGCACCCAUAUAGAAGCUCACCAUGUCUGCAUACUCGGGCCAAGGCAGCUCGUAUCCUCACCACCCUCAUCCACAUCAUCCACAGCAAUCGCAACAACAAUCGCAUGGCGGUAUUCGCAUUCCCAGCCCCAACGGCGCAAAUGGUCACCUCCAUGGUAACGAUCCACAUUCCCUCUCGGCGCACGGUCUGCCCAGCCAGCAAGCUUUCCAAUAUGACCAGUCCGCUCAACAGCAGAUGCAAUCGUAUGCCAAUGGACACUCCAACGGGCAUGUAGAGGAUAUGCAACAACAGCAGCAGCGCGUCCAGCUGCCUGCCCCAUCCCCCGCAUCUACAAGUGGUGAAGGCAAGGGCCAUAAGGGAAACCGUCUGCGCAAAGCUUGCGACUCUUGCAGCACAAGAAAGGUCAAGGUAGGCAGCAUCCCGAAUAUACCCUCCCCAGUACAUAUCUGACCAAUAAAUUUCACAGUGCGACGAGUCUGGACCACCAUGUCGUGCUUGCGCCGCCCUCGAUAUUCCAUGUACCUUCGAUCGUCAAAGCAAAAGAAGAGGACCACCGAAUAGACACGCCGAGGCGAUCAAGAAGAAGGCACGAGAAUCAUUACAGGCUGCGACUUUCGGGUCUCCUACAUCUCCUGGCAAUGUCGCUGCUACGCUUGCGUCCUUCUCCACCCAUGCGGUCCUCAAUGCUGAAUCGAUCUGCCCGUUCUCAACUCUUGAGCUUUUGGUUGACGACUUCUUCACCUAUAUCCACCCUCUCUGCCCAUUUCCACACGAGCCCUCCUUUCGCGCCGCGUUCCUAAACAGAGAAGAUCUGAAGAACCCCUCCUUCCUAGCGCUAUUGGCGUCAAUGGUUGGUGUUCUGGUCGCAUCCUUCCCUCGAAAGCCCCGUCUCCACCUCAAGGCCCAACACCGAGAACACCUAUUCCCCAAUUCUAUGAGCUUGGUUGAGCGAUGCCACAAAGUUGCUAUUGCGGCGCGGGGGCCUGGAUACUUGGACAAAGACUUGUCUGUCUAUGAUGCGGCGACGAGCUACUUCUUGGGUCUGGCUGGCGCAUACACUUUCCAAUGGAAGCAGACUCGCCUGUAUUUUGGGGAGUGCUUGACCAUUAUCAGAGUUCUUGGUGCCCACAAGGUCAAGGAUGCUGAGUUAGGUGUAGGAGGACUUCCGAGUGCUUAUGGAGCCGAUCAAAAUAAUAUGCAAGGUGUCAAUACUGGGGUUGAUUACAUCCGGCAAGAAAUUGGCAGAAGAAUAUUCUGGGUUAUGUUUGUUGGCAUCAUCUCCAUCCAGCAGCUUGGUGCUACCUUCGGCGAGCUGUUGAUACCCCCGCCGACCACCAAUAACCCAUACCCUCCUCUUCCUAUAGAGGUUGACGAUGAAUAUAUCUUCGUGGAUCACGUCGAUGCACAACCGCCUGGAGUUCUGUCGAAGAUCACCGGCUUCAAUUUCAACGUUCGUAUUUACAAGACUGUCACUCCCUUGUCCACCAUGGAGCUUGCAUAUGGCAUCGACGAAGUCUUUGACUGGAGUCGUCAAAAGCGAGUCUUAGAGGAAUGUCUUCGAAAUGUCAAGCAGGUUUUGGAGGUUGUCCCACAGGAGUUGAUGCUUCAGCCUGGCUCAAAUCCAGGAGAAUUCGAGCAGUCAGCUUUCCAAUAUUACCCACCAAACACGGAGUACCCAGGUGUCAGAUCAAACGGCAGCGAUGCAAAUCAGUGGUCAAUCGGAAAGCCUGAUGAGCGCCGUCGUUUACAAUUUGAGAUUCAAAAGGCCAACAUAUAUGCUAGUCAACUUGGGACACGGUCGUCAUUUGUUGACAAGUACUGUAACCUCUUCGAUGCCUACAAAAAGGUCAAGAACAGCUCCGGUGAUGCGAUGCAGAUGGGUUCUCCAGGUGUCAUGGCCAUUGGAUUGGAUGGAAUGCUCCCAAAGCAAUCUCCUACUAGUCACUACGAGGAGACAAAUGUUGCUCUGGAGCGUGAGAGUAUUGUCAAGGACCUCUUGAAGGUUUUGGGCUGCAUCAGUCAAGUCAAUAUGGAACCAAAUGGUGGAAGCUUUAUCAACAAGAUUCGCCAGAUUGCUUCUACUUUGAUCGAGACUCCUGAUAGUCGCAAGGGCCCUAUCGCCGUCAAAUCCGAAGAGUACCUUGGACGAUUCCUGGAUGUUUUGAUGAAGCUUGAGCGCAUUAGCCCUGGCUGUCGAAGCGAGAAUGGCGAUGGACAAGUCGAUGAGGAAGAGGAGUUGAGAAAUUGGGCUGACCUUCGGGAGUAUCAGCUCAGAUUUGCUCAAGCCGGCGGUUUUAUGAGUGACCUGUAAUCAUUUUUCUGUUCACCGGAAAUUUUCUGCGUUGUUUUAUUUGGCUGGUUGGAGGGUGCUUUCUGGCGGAUUGAUUCUUGGCAAAAAUCGGGGUUGGGGAGUUAUUGAAUUUGGUGGAAACGAAAAGGAAAAGUGCCUUCGAGCAUGAAGUACAUUCGUGGCUUUCGAAGAUAUACCGCUUUUGCUAUUGCGGAUGUCGUCGGUCUUUGCAUUGGUAUUCAGAUGAUAUUCUGCACUUGUAUGCAGAUCUGUUAUGGACUGCUAGCUAGAUCACUUGCUAGCUAUGGGCUGCUAUAAAUGGAAUAUAUCACAACUACACGUUUCCCCAUACCAGUGAUAUUG